Quercus robur (English oak) is the source of this 1230-nucleotide messenger RNA. Its product is annotated as protein EXORDIUM-like 2. The coding region runs from base 46 to 1026 and encodes 326 amino acids. NCBI's taxonomy places the organism in Eukaryota, Viridiplantae, Streptophyta, Magnoliopsida, Fagales, Fagaceae. The record is from RefSeq and is a predicted model, not a curated record. The transcript has a single exon.
UAUUGCAAUCAUACUCAUCAUCAUUUCAAACGUCUAAAACUAAGAAUGGUCACCAUGUUUUUGAAGUCCAUGCUCUUCCCCCUCAUUUUUGCUUUGGCUUUAGCUCCAAGGUCACAAGGAGUGAGCCAGAGCCAAAGCCAAAGCCAACCUUCUUUAGCCACCACGUUCAAUGAAAUCAAGUACCAUGGAGGCCCCCUCUUGACCAAACCAAAUAGCAUCAACAUCUACCUCAUAUGGUAUGGUGCCUUUUCUCGAAACGACAGAAGCUCCAUAACCGAUUUCUUUGCUUCCUUUAAUCCUUCGAAGGGUCUAGUACCCCAUCAAGAACCCACUGUGGCAACAUGGUGGAAAACAAUCCAGACAUACAAGGACAAGUCUGGGAACUCAGUUUCCAGCACUGUUAAACUUGUUAAACAAAUUGGUGACAUAUAUUCUUUAGGUAAGAAUAUUAAGCGCGCCCAAAUAGCAAACUAUGUCAAACACAAGAUAGAGACCAAAGUAUUACCAUUUGACUCUAAUGGAAUAUACUUGGUUUUGACUUCUAGAGAUGUGAUUGUAGAACGAUUUUGCAUGGGAUCAUGUGGUUUUCAUGAUAACAUAGUGGUGUAUACAAAGCGUACUAGGUUAGUUUAUGCACAUAUAGGAAACCCUCUGGUGCAGUGCCCUGGAUUAUGUGCAUGGCCUUAUUCACUUCCAGCUUAUGGUCCACCAGGCCAGCAAGCCCUUGUUGCACCGAAUGGUGUUGGGGCUGAUGGCAUGGUUAUGAACAUUGCAACAAUUAUUGCAGGAGCUACAACUAAUCCUUUCAAGAAUGGGUAUUUUCAAGGUGACCCCUUGGCUCCAUUGGAGGCUGUCACAGCAUGUCCAGGGAUAUUUGGUGAAGGAGCUUAUUCAGGGUAUCCUGGAAAUUUGAUGGUGGAUAAAAUCAGCAAGGCAAGUUAUAAUGCGUAUGGUGCUAAUGGAAGGAAAUUCCUCCUUCCAGCUAUAUGGGAGCUGACAAGCUCAAAGUGCAAGGUCAUCCACUAAUUAAGGGGCAUGAAUUAAUUUUUACAGGCAAAGGCAUUGCUAUAAGCAGGGCUUGAUAGACAAAAGUGGAUAUUUAACUUUAUUUUUCAGUUUUCUGUUGGGUUAAUCAUAUUUCAUGUCUAAAUUUUUGUGUGCUAUAUAUUAGUUAUAUGUGCAAACAAUGUAAGUUCAAAAAAAAAAUAAUAAUAAAGUGAUGCCACAUCA